Messenger RNA from Trichomonas vaginalis G3, 6963 nucleotides. RefSeq names its product pre-mRNA processing protein 8 (Prp8). The transcript has a single exon. The coding region runs from base 1 to 6963 and encodes 2320 amino acids. Gene Ontology annotation, cellular component: U5 snRNP; catalytic step 2 spliceosome. Gene Ontology annotation, biological process: mRNA splicing, via spliceosome; spliceosomal tri-snRNP complex assembly. The record is from RefSeq and is a predicted model, not a curated record. Gene Ontology annotation, molecular function: U5 snRNA binding; pre-mRNA intronic binding; U6 snRNA binding. Lineage: Eukaryota; Parabasalia; Trichomonadida; Trichomonadidae.
AUGGAGACUGGAGACACUGGGGUUUUACAGGAAAGAAUAGCCCAGUGGAAACAUCUCCGUAAAAAACAUUUUAAGCUUGAGAAAAUCAAGACAACUUCAAAAGGUCCAAGCGCAAAAGAGCUCCCACCAGGCCAUAUUCGACAAAUUAUGACAUCUCACGGAAAUAUGAGUCAUGAUAAAUUUGCAGGACAGAAACGUUUAUACAUUGGAGCACUGAAAUACGCUCCACAUGCAGUUUUAAAAUUUCUCGAAAAUAUGCCAAUGCCUUGGGAAGAAUUACGAAAAGUUCGCGUUUUAUAUCACACAGCAGGCGCGCUUACAUUUGUUAAUGAAGUUCCUCGUGUUGUACCACCUCAAUAUUUAGCUCAAUGGGCUGAAACAUGGAUUGCAAUGAGAAGAGAGAAAAGGGAUCGUCAUCAGAUCCGCCGUUUACGUUUCCCGCCAUUUGAUGAUGAAGAGCAACCCCUUGAUUUCGUUACAAACAUCGAAGGAGUGGAGCCUCCAGAAGCAAUUUUAAUGGAACUCGAUGAAGACGAAGAUGCGGCUGUUUACGAAUGGUUUUACGACUACUUAGGCUUACCAUCCCAAUACAUUAAUGGUUUAUCCUACAGGAAAUGGAAAUUACCUCUUACUGUUAUGUCUACACUAUAUCGACUUGCAAGACCACUUGUUGAUCAAUACGAAGAUCCGAACUCGAAGUAUCUCAUCGAUCUACCAUCAUUAUUUACUUCAAAAGCCUUAAAUGAAGUAAUUCCAGGUGGUCCAAGGUUCGAACCACUCUUUACAGACGUCGAUCCUAAUCAGGAAUGGACCGAAUUCAACGACAUCAACAAAAUCAUCAUCAGAACUCCGAUUUCUACAGAAUGGAAAAUAGCAUAUCCGAAUUUAUACAAUAACAGACCACGCAAGAUCUCAAUUGCUCCAUACCAUUAUCCACUUUCAUGUUUCGCCAAAUACAAUACCAUUAUUACACCAGUUUUCCAGUUAGCUCCAAAUCUUUCUUCAAUUUCACGACCACGUGCGAACAACAACCCAGAACAAGCAUCAGAAGAAGAUCUCCAGCCAUUCACUGUUAAUUGUGAUCCUUUGUUCAACGAUCUCGAUCACGAAUCCGAAGAAAAACAAUUCAAAAUUUUUGACACUUUGUCACUUUUUUGGGCUCCAUCACCCUUUAACUGCCGAACAGGUAAUACACAAAGAGCGCAAGAUGUACCACUUAUCAGGCCAUGGUACACACAGCGCGCUCCUUGGAAACAGCCUGUCAAAGUCAGAGUAUCUUAUCAGAAAUUGCUGAAGAACUACGUAUUGAACAGAUCUCAUCACAGGAAGCAAUACGUUGUAAGGCGUAGGAAGACAAUCACAAAGAUCUUCAAAACCACGCCUUAUUUCCAGUCAACGACAUUAGAUUGGGUCGAAGCCGGUCUACAAGUUGUCCAACAAGGCUACAACAUGUGUAACUUGUUGAUCAAACGCCAUAGACUUGUUUUCCUCCAUCUCGACUACAAUUUCAACUUGAAACCGAUAAAAACCUUGAAUACAAAGGAAAGACGUAAAUCAAGGUUUGGCAACGCUUACCAUCUCAUGCGUGAAUUCUUCAGAUUCACCAAACUGUUACUCGAUUGCCACAUACAGUACAGACUUGGCCAAAUCGAUGCUUAUGUUCUUGCCGAUGCUUUGCAAUACGUUUUCUCACAUGCAGGACAUUUGACAGGAAUGUACAGGUACAAAUACAAACUCAUGCAUCAAGUCAGAACAUGCAAAGACUUGAAACAUGUUUUGUAUUCAAGAUUCAACACAGGCGAAGUUGGAAAAGGCCCUGGAGUUGGAUUUUGGGGUCCAAUGUGGCGUGUUUGGGUCUUUUUCAUGAGAGGAUCCAUUCCUUUGAUGGAGAGAUGGCUUGGCAGCAGAGUUGCAAGAGAAUACGAAGGAAGAUUCUCUAAAAGAUUGCCAUCGACUGUCACAAAACAACGCGUUGAAAGUAAUUACGAUAUCGAAUUACGCGCAUCAGUUUUACAUGAUAUAACUGAUACGAUGCCUGAAGGAAUCAGAAACGCCAAAGCACACACAGUAUUAGCACAUAUGAGUGAAGCAUGGCGUUGCUGGAAAGCGAACAUUCCAUGGAAAGUUCCUGGCCUUCCUCCGCCUUUGGAAGCCAUCAUUUUGAGAUACGUCAAAGCAAAAGCGGACUGGUGGACGAAGAACGCGCAUUACGCGAGAGAAAGAAUCGCAAGAGAUGGAACAGUCGACAAAGCAAUCACAAGAAAGAACACAGGAAGAUUGACAAGGCUCUAUUUGAAGCAACAAAGCGAUUACCAAGCGAAUUACCUCAAAGAAGGUCCUUACAUCACUCCUGAACAAGGUGUUGCGAUGUUGACAACAAUGCAGAAUUGGUUGGAAAUGAGACAAUUCACGCCAAUUCCGUUCCCACCAAUGCAAUACAAACAUGACACAAAAAUGCUCAUUUUGGCUCUCGAAAACAUGAGAUUUGGUCAUGAUGUAUCAAUGAGAAUGAACCAGACAUUGCGUGAAGAACUCGGUUUGAUCGAAAACGCUCAUGAUAAUCCACAUGAAGCGUUGAUCAGAAUCAAAAGAGAUUUCAUGACAGCGAGAGCGUUUCGUGAAGUAAAAUUCACGUUUUUGGAACAUUACACACGUGUUAUUCCGAACUACGAAAUCUACGCUCUCGAGAAGAUGACUGAUGCUUACUUGGACCAGUAUCUUUGGUACGAAGCAGACAGAAGACAUCUUUUCCCUCCAUGGGUUCAGCCAAGCGAUUUGAUUCCUCCGCCAGUUUUAGUUCACAAAUGGUGCGAAAGAAUCAACUCUUUAGUCGACGCAUGGAACACAGAAGAUGGACAAACAAUGGUUCUCGUUGAAACAAGCCUUGAAAAGUUCUACGAACAAAUUGAUUUGACAUUUCUCAAUUACAUGUUGAGAUUGGUCGUCGACCACAAUUUGGCUGAUUACAUGACAUCAAAGAACAAUGUCAAGAUCUCUUUCAAAGACAUGUCUUAUUUGAACGGUGUUGGAUUAAUUCACGGUCUUCAGUUCACUUCUUUCAUUGCUCAAUACAUGGGAUUGCUAGUUGAUUUGCUGAUCCUUGGUUUGAGAAGAGCAAAUGAAAUGUGUGGACCUCCUUCAAUGCCAAACUCUCUUUUCCAGUUCGCGUCAAUCGAAGACGAAAUCAGACAUCCAAUAAGAAUGUAUCAAAGAUACGCAACAAGAAUCCACAUUCUCUACAAAUUUAAUGCGGAACAAGCAAGAGAUUUGAUCAGAGAUUAUUGCGAUGUCAACUCAAAUAAUAACGAUGAAAUGUUGGGCUACAAUAAUAAAACAUGUUGGCCAAAGGACGCAAGAAUGAGAUUGAUCAAACACGAUGUAAAUCUCGGAAGAGCGGUUUUCUGGGAUUUACAAAACCGUUUGCCAAGAUCGUUAUGUGAAGUGAACUGGAAUUCGAGUGAAAACAGUGCAAGUGGAUUCCAUCAAAGUUUCGCAUCCGUUUAUUCGAAAGACAACCCGAAUUUGCUCUUUUAUAUGUGUGGAUUCGAAGUCAGAAUUCUUCCAAAGAUCAGAUUGGAGCGCGAAGACUUUACUCCACAGGAAGGAACAUGGGUUUUGCAGAACGAAAUCACCCAUGAAACAACAGCUUUCGUUUUCUUGAGAGUUUCUGAGAAAUCGAUAACUUAUUUCAGAAACAGAGUCAGAACGAUUUUGCUCAGUUCCCAAGCAACGACAUUCAUGAAAGUAUCCAAUAAAUGGAACACAGCAAUCAUUGCUUUGGUUGUUUACUUCAGAGAAGCUUUAGUUGCAACACCAGAACUGAUUGACGAAAUCGUGAAAUGCGAAAACAGAGUUCAAACACGUGUAAAACUCGGAUUGAACUCAAAAAUGCCGAACAGAUUCCCUCCUGUUGUUUUCUACGCUCCAAAAGAAUUUGGUGGCCUUGGAUUGAUAUCAAUGGGACAUGUCUUAAUCCCACAAUCAGAUCUGAGAUACGCCACACAAACAAUGGCAGAAACAACUCAUUUCAGGGACGGAAUGGAUCAUCCUGAAGAAAAUUUCAUUCCCGCUUUGUACAGGUACGUUCAAAGCUGGGAAGGCGAAAUCGAGGAUUCUAAAAGAGUCUGGCAGCACUACACAAACAUGAGGAAAGAAGCCGGUGCUCUCAACAAGAAGAUCACAAUUGAAGACCUCGAUUCUCUUUGGGACAGAGGAAUUCCUCGCAUCAAUGUUCUCUUCCAAAGAGACAGACACACAUUGGCUUACGACAAAGGAUGGCGUACACGUCUUUAUUUCAAGAAAUACAGCUUGUUUAAGACGAAUCCUUACGCAUGGACACAUCACCACCACGAUGGAAAGCUUUGGAACUUGAAAGACUACAGAGCAGAUGUCAUUCAAGCACUUGGAGGUGUCGAAGGCAUCUUAAGUCAUUCGAUUUUCAAAGCAACAGGUUACAAACACUGGGAAGGUUUGUUCUGGGAUAAUACAACAGGAUUUGAAGAAGCCUUGAAGUACAGGAAACUUACAAAUGCUCAAAGACAAGGCAUGAGUCAAGUUCCUAACAGAAGAUACACAUUGUGGUGGUCACCAACAAUAAACAGAGCAAAUGUUUAUGUUGGUUUCCAAGUACAAUUGGAUUUAACUGGUAUUUUCAUGCACGGAAAAAUCCCAUCUCUUAAGGUUUCUUUGAUUCAAUUGUUUAGAGGCCACAUGUGGCAGAAAACACAUGAAUCAAUUGUCAUGGACGUCAUGCAAGUGUUGGACAGCCAUUUGAGCCAAUUACAAAUCGAUUACAUCACGAAGGAAACAAUUCAUCCAAGGAAAUCAUAUAAAAUGAAUUCUUCCUGCGCGGAUUUAAUCAUGAUCUCCCAGAACAAAUGGCCAUCGACAGAACCAUGUUUCGUCAAUGAAACAAAGACAUUCCACGGUGAAUUCUUGACAACAAGGUUCUGGGUCGAUAUACAAUUGAGAUGGGGAGAUUACGACAUGCAUGAUAUCGAGAGAUACACGAGAUCUUUGUUCUACGCGUACACAAGUGGAACACAAUCGAUGUAUCCAAGUUCUACUGGUAUCAUAAUUGGCGUUGACUUGUGUUACAACGAAUGGACGGCUUUCGGAACAUGGAUUCCUGGUUUGCAAGAAUUAAUUGACAAAGCAAUGAAACACGUCUUGCAAUUCAAUCCUUCGAUAUCCGUGUUGAGAGAAAGAGUCAAGAAAUCGUUGCAACUCUACACAAGCGAAAUCCCUGAGCCAGCAUUGAAUUCCACGAACUUUGGCGAGUUGUUUGGAAACAAAAUAACAUGGAUUGUUGAAGACAAACACGUUUACAGAGUGAAAAUCCAGAAAACAUUCGAAGGAAACUAUACAACGUCACCUGUAAACGGAGGUGUCUUCAUAAUGAAUCCAGCAACAGGACAAUUGUUCUUAAAGAUCAUUACAACAAAGGCAUGGCAACAACAGAAGAGAUUGCAGCAAUUGGCCAAAUGGAAAGCUGCUGAAGAAACAUGCGCUUUAGUAAGAACUUUGCCACCAGAAGAACAACCGAAACAAGUAAUUUGUACAUCAGAAUUAUUACUUGAUCCCGUCCAAAGUUAUUUGUCAGAGUUUCCAAACACAGUUGUCAAAGGAUCAGACAUGGAUUUGCCUCUCCCAGCUUUCAUGAAAAUCCCGAAAAUUGCAGAAGAAGUCAUCCACGCUCCAGAGCCAAAAAUGGUCCUUUACAACCUUUACGAUGAUUGGUUGGACACUGUUUCUCCUCAUGCUGCUUUCAGAAGAUUAAUGUUGAUUUUAAGAGCAUUGUUAAUGGAAAGAAUGAAAGCAUGGGAUAUCUUGAGACCUUCCGCGAAUGUUGUCACUCAACAGAACCAUCUCUGGCCAACACACAGCGCUGAUGAAUGGGCUGAAGUCGAAAUCAGACUCAAAGAUCUCGUCAUCGAUAUCUAUUGCCAAAGAAAUAAUGUUUCUGCAAACAGUUUGACACAAUCCGAAAUUAGAGACAUAAUUUUAGGUGUCAAAAUCGCUGCUCCUUCAGAAGAAAGACAACAAAUGGCAAAGGAAGUCGAAGAAGAAGACAAAGCAGCUCUUAAGACUGUAACAACAGCUACAAGAGAUGCAGAUGGAAACCAACACAUCAUUCAGACAUUUUCUCAAUACGAACAACAGCAAUUUAAGUCUAAAAGUGAUUGGAGAUCUCGUGCUUUGACAAGUAGAGGCCUUGUAAUGAGAGCAAACACUUUGAUGAUUCCUCCGCCUGUUGUCAAACCAAAACUCGAAUUGAUAAUUCCUGAAAACAUUUACAGAAGAUUUGUCGAAAUUUCCGAUCCUUACAUGCAAAUUUGUGGAUUUUUGUUUGGUGUCAAAAUGAAUGACACACUACAAGUCAUUUCCAUUGUUAUUCCUCCUCAAAACGGAGAUCGCGAUGAAAUUGACUUCAAACAGAUCCUUCCUAAUCACGACUUCUUGGAUGGAGCAAGUCCAAUUGGAUUUAUCCACACAAGAGUUGGAGAAAACAGUUCCCUUGAACCUAGUGAUGCAAAAGUCCUCGCAAGUCUUUGCAAGAAAAAUCCGAAAAUUGAUUCCGACAACUUUGCAAAUGUUGUUAUUUCAUUCCCUGUUGGCGGAUGCAUCAUGGCUGCAUCGACAUUGAGUAGAGAAGGAUUCGAAUGGGCAGAAACAAACAUCGGAAUGGACAAUCCAAAGGAUUUCGAUGACAACUUUGCAAAAGUUCUUGGAAUAUCAAUAACAAACGAAAUAAAUGGCUGGAUGAUGGCUCCAGAGAACGGAAUAUGGAACUAUUCAUUCAAUUCAUUGAGAUUGCAGUCAGUUCCAGAUAAUUACCCUAUUUCUGUGCAGAAUCCAAAGACUUUCUUCGACAUGUAUCAUCGCGUUCAACAUUUCACUUCAUUCAAGAGAGAAAUGAAUGGAGAAGAACUAUCAAUUGAUGUUGACAAUAAUUUCAUUUAA